UGUAUUCAAUUUGUUUAAUUCUAUCUAUUUUGGUGUUUUUACAUUCCCCACAAUUUAAAGGGAAUUAAAAUUUUGUUAAAUUAACUGUACAAAUUCAAUGGGAAAGGGCAUCGGUACUGAAAACUACUACGACAUUUUAAAUGUUAGUAGCGAUUGCAGCGACAAAGAGAUAAAAACUGCCUAUGUACAACUCUCGAAGAAGUUUCAUCCUGAUGUAAAGGGAGUGAAAACAGAUACGCAACAGACGGCACAGUUUUUGAAAAUCGCUGAGGCAUAUCAGACACUAAGUAAACCAAAACUACGUAUUGAAUAUGAUCAAAACUUGCAAGCUGUUCAAUCUAUGAGAGUCUAUGAGACAAGCAGUUCCACAAAAACUGAACUUCACAGGCCUUGGGAAAUAAAGCCAAACUAUGAUCCAAAUCCGGGACCAUAUUAUGGAAUAAAAGGUCUAAAUAAAACUACAAAUUCCAGAGUGGCUUUAGUGCUUAUAGUUUUGGGAAUAUUUGGUGGAGUAUUUGGUAUUGCUUCCGUUAGACAGUCUUUUUCAAUGAAUCAAAGACAAUUGGACGAAAUAUCAGCUAAAGCGAAUGAACAUCAUCAGAAAAUUCGUUCUGAUGUUGAAAAAUACAGUAAGGAUGAACAACUUCGACGUGUUAUCGAUCGCAUAGCAGCAAAUCAAGUUGAUAGAUAGAAUCAUAAUUUCUACCUCGUUCACAAGAUGAAGAAUUAAAUCGCGUAGUUUAUAUAAUCAUCAAUUGUAUAGUAGUGACAUUUUUCAUAGACAAAUGGAUAUAUUUUUGUAAAUUUUAUUUAUUUCGGAGCAG
Messenger RNA from Calliphora vicina (urban bluebottle blowfly), 824 nucleotides. RefSeq names its product DnaJ-like-60 (gene DnaJ-60). The coding region runs from base 98 to 691 and encodes 197 amino acids. NCBI's taxonomy places the organism in Eukaryota, Metazoa, Arthropoda, Insecta, Diptera, Calliphoridae. The record is from RefSeq and is a predicted model, not a curated record. The transcript has 4 exons.